This is a messenger RNA of Cordyceps fumosorosea ARSEF 2679, 987 nucleotides long. Its product is annotated as short chain dehydrogenase/reductase. The record is from RefSeq and is a predicted model, not a curated record. NCBI's taxonomy places the organism in Eukaryota, Fungi, Ascomycota, Sordariomycetes, Hypocreales, Cordycipitaceae. Bases 1 to 987 code for a protein of 328 amino acids. The transcript has 2 exons.
AUGGAUGUCUCUGAGGAUGGCAAGCCCAAGCUUCAGCUGCCCGCCAGCUGCGAGCCGCCGCUGAGCAAAACGAAGCCCCUCGUUUGGAUCAUUUUCGGCGGCACCGGGCACAUGGGACGGUCGCUGGUCAAGUGUGCGCUGUCCAAGGGAGACUAUGUCGUUUCGAUUGGGCGCAUCUUUGAAUCCACCCCCGAGGAGAUGGCUAACAUGCCCGAGAACUGCCUCGGUGAGCUGUGCGAUGUACGAUCGCGCGAUUCGGUUACCAAGGUCGUUAAGCGCGCCCUCGACCACUUUGGCCAUGUCGACGUUGUCGCCAAUUGCUCCGGUUAUGGUGUCAUUGGCUCGUGUGAGGACCAGGACGAGCAUGAUCUUCGAAACCAAUUCGAGACCAACUUUAUGGGGACGCUGCACAUCAUCAACGCAACUCUUCCUUAUUUCCGACGGCAGAAUAACGGCAGGUAUCUCAUAUUCAGCUCCACGUCGGGCGCUCUGGGCGUUCCAGGACUAGGGCCGUACUGCGCGACAAAGUACGCCGUCGAGGGUCUCAUCGAGGCAAUGCUCUACGAGACGGAUGUGUUCAGCAUCAAAGCGACCUUGAUUGAGCCAGGCUUCGUGCGUCGCGACGAGCCCAUGACGAACGAUUCAGACAGUCCCCUGCCGAGCUUUGGCCAUUUCUUCAUCAGGCCUGCUAGCGAGGGGUAUUCCGACGCCACGUCUCCUGCUCUGCAUGCCAAGCGGAUGGUACAGUGGCUCGGUGAUCGACAACCGACGAGCGCGGUCAAAUGCGCGGAGCUUGUGUGGCAGCUCGCCCACUGCUCAUACCCGCCGCUCCGCCUGUUGCUGGGCAGCUAUGCCAUUGAGAGUAUACGCGACAGGAUGCGUUCCGUUACGGAGGAGCUGGAGGACUGGAAGCAUCUAAACUUCAAUUAUGCGCCUAGCGAGAAGGAUGAAGAAAGCAAAGAUGGCGCCAUGGAUAUCAGUUCUUAA